ACAGCAUCAACCAGCCACAACACAGCGGCAAACACGCAGAAGGCAUUUCCGCAGCCCAUACGCAUGUAAUAUCGAAACUUCUGGUAGCGUGGUGUUCUUUUUUUGCCAGAAAAUCACAGUAGGCUCGCACCCAGUCCAUUUCUCCGUGGAUCUCAAUAAAUUAUCGCGCGCAGGCCUUCUAUCGGUGGAUAUCUUUCGCGCAAGUCUAAUAUCGGUGGAUCGCAAAAUGGCUUGCCAUUCGAUGCUUGCUGAGCUUACUCCGAGAGAGAGAGAGAGAGAGAGAGAGAGAGAGAGAGAGAGAGAGAGAGAGAGAGAGAGAGAGAGAGAGAGAGAGAGAGAGCGAGAGAGAGAGAGAGAGAGAGAGAGAGAGAGAGAGAGAGAGAGAGAGAGAGAGAGAGAGAGAGAGAGAGAGAGAGAGAGAGAGAGAGAGAGAGAGAGAGAGAGAGAGGGAAUGAAGCGAGAGAGACCCCAUGUCUCAAGAGGAGAAGAGUGGCAGUGGUAGCAGUGCACAUAAGCAGGCACCAGAGAGGGGUCAAUAGUGUUGACAGGGGUCUACACUUCUGUAUCCAUGAUGUGUAGUGUAGGACAACGUGUCACACAAGGCCAACAUUUGUUGAGGUGCAUAGCAUGUUGGAAGGAUAAUUUCACAACAUAACCUAAUGUGGGUCAUUA
Messenger RNA from Closterium sp. NIES-67, 672 nucleotides. Lineage: Eukaryota; Viridiplantae; Streptophyta; Zygnematophyceae; Desmidiales; Closteriaceae. The record is from the annotation of a GenBank genome assembly.